Molecule: messenger RNA, 363 nt
Organism: Gloeophyllum trabeum ATCC 11539
Lineage: Eukaryota; Fungi; Basidiomycota; Agaricomycetes; Gloeophyllales; Gloeophyllaceae
Exons: 2
Source: RefSeq, a predicted model, not a curated record
CUGACACCCUAUUUUGCCUGUCCACCACUGUUGUCCCUGCACCAUUUGUGCUUUUGGGAGGCGCGAAAGGGGAGAGCUGCUGGAGAGAUAUGGUUGGCAUUGGAGGAUGGACAGAAGGUGCAUGUGAAGGAGGUGAAGAAGGAUCCGUUGAAGAUGUGGGAGAAGUUGAGGGAGGUCCAUGUUCAGCAGAAGCCUGGUGCGCGUUUCAACGCUUAUGAUGUUCUCCUGGGCUUGAGGAAGGAUGAGGGCGAGUCCCUGGUCUCUCUGAUGGCUAGAGCGGACAAGGCCAUGCAGGAUAUCCACUCCCUUCGCCCUAAGGACUUCACCAUUGAGCAGCUGGAUGAAGAACUCGCUUCCAUGUCU